This is a messenger RNA of Dalotia coriaria, 1469 nucleotides long. RefSeq names its product zinc finger CCHC domain-containing protein 24-like. The coding region runs from base 249 to 1058 and encodes 269 amino acids. The transcript is spliced from 4 exons. Gene Ontology annotation, molecular function: nucleic acid binding; zinc ion binding. The record is from RefSeq and is a predicted model, not a curated record. Lineage: Eukaryota; Metazoa; Arthropoda; Insecta; Coleoptera; Staphylinidae.
UUUUUGAGUGCGUCCGUCCGAAAACGCAAACCCACGAACCCGAAUCCAAAUGCAAGGAGAGCGCGCGCGCCGGUAUUUCUAAUAUUCCCAGAAAGCGACGCACACAGGCGCACCUCGCGGCGUGCGCGCCGAGCGAAAAACCCCACGGCUUCCUCGUGCCUUCUAUUUUUCAUCGCCGUAUCAGAAAACGUAAUUCCAUGUUCAUUCCCGAAAACGAUCACGCGGCAUGCUAGGCGGGCGCGAUGUGAAUGUGUAUGCACGGAAUACAAUCGUUCGCGUGGUUUGUUCUCACCAGUUUCGCGCAGCCAAGAAGUGACCGUGCGCAAGUGCUUCGAUUCCGAAAAGUUGACUCGAUGGCACCGACGGCGACAAUGAUAUCGUCCGCGACUUCGCUCAACGGCAAUCUCACCACCAUGAAACGACACAACGAUUUCACCAAUUCGCUGUAUCAUCACCCCACGACCAGCCCCCAUCAGAAUUCUUAUACUACUGCCGGCUGGAUAUCCUACAUGCCCUCGAUGGACCAUGGAAACGAACCAUAUCAGCAUAAACUGCUACCGUCUACAAGCUGGACUCCUUUCUCAUCGCAGUACUCGGCCGCAUAUAGCCUCUACAACAACUUCGGAUCGAAUGGGAACCACAGCACCGACAUAAACGAGCUCGCAGAUCAAUUCACUGAACUUACCAUCGGUGAGAACCGUCGCUUAAAGCGACCUCCCGCGUCAUACCUCUGCCAUCUAUGCUUCCAGAAGGGGCACUAUAUUAAGGACUGUCCCAAGGCUCGUCCCAAGGGAGAAGGUAAGACGCCGUACCAGGGCAGGAAGCGCUGCUUCGGUGAGUACAAAUGCCCGCAGUGCAAGCGGAAGUGGAUGUCGGGCAAUUCCUGGGCCAAUAAGGGCCAAGAAUGUAUUAAGUGCCAUAUCAACGUGUACCCGCACAAGCAGCGCCCUCUGGAGAAACCCGACGGGUUGGAUGUUUCCGACCAGAGCAAGGUGCACCCCCAACUGCACUGCCAAAUGUGUAAGGAGCUUGGCUAUUACUGCAGGCGUUAUCAGUAACCCGCUGCACUUGCAGCACCACAAAGGCGCGCUGCGUUGCGCCACAUAUUAUUUCAUUUUUUAUGCCAUUUUUAUUUCGCUACGACGACACAUUUACAUGAACUAUAUAUGAUUUGUCUACUCAUUUCAAUUGUUUUUAUAUUUUUUAUACAUACAUAUUUUUCCAUUUUACGACGUGUAUUGCGUUUUUGUCUCGUUAUGCGCUUAAUGAUGAUCGUUGUUAAAUAAGUUUUGAUCUUCAAAUAUUUUGUAAUUUUUAAAACGCCGAGUAUGUGUAUAUAUCUUAUUGGAGAUUAUUGUUGACCCAGCAGAACGAAGGAAAAUUGUUUAAAAUGUCCAAUAUUUUUAUUUCGUUGAAAUGUCAGAUAUAUAUUGUAUAUCUAAUAGAUUAAUAAAUGACCAUUAUUUCGA